AUGUCAAAGACUCAUCUAGAAGAUGCAUCUUUACUGGGCCACUCACAUGUCUUGCCACGCUGUGUUCAGGAGAAGUUGGUGGGCGAGUUUGGCCAGGAGGUUCUGGGCUGCAGAUGCGCUGGAAGUAAGACGACUCAUGGCAGCUGCGGCUACCACUUCCACUUCAUGUCCAGCGAAGAGAAGCCUUGGUGUCGCACCAAAUUUGGUUGUGGACACUAUUCCAUCAAGGGACCCUGGGUCUACUGUGAUGAACAAGGUGUUGAGCGACGAAGAGCUGAAGAUGGGAAGCUAUACAAUGCCCUGCAAUUCAAGAAGUUCUAUGACAAGGAGGGGAGGGACAAAUGGACAAAUGCGGCCAAAUACACAGAAACGCGAAUCGCCAGAAAUGGCAAGGCAUAUACAGCGGCAGAGUUCAGAGACUAUUACAUCGACUACCUUGGUGAGGAGGGCUGGGUGAAGGAGUGGUCCAGCUCCAAAGAGGAGAGCAGAAAGGCCAACGACGGCAGUUUCUACACCUUUGACGAGUUUAUGAAGCAUUAUGGCAAGGACAAGGCAUGGCACAUGUGGGACACUGCCAGCAAGUUGCGCCCGGAGCUUUGA
Cladocopium goreaui is the source of this 600-nucleotide messenger RNA. NCBI's taxonomy places the organism in Eukaryota, Dinophyceae, Suessiales, Symbiodiniaceae. The record is from the annotation of a GenBank genome assembly.